GAGAAUUUGGGGCCCGCUAUCUUCAGGUCACUGCACUGUUCGGUAAACAGGUUACAUAAGCGCCAACACCGCCAACUUCAAGCACUUGCCGGCACUUGGAGUUUAUAGUCAUUCGCCCAUUCGGGUAGCGCGCAGCAGCAAGUGUCGGUCGCACAGGUUGCACAAGUUAACCAGCUGACGUGGAUCGCGGCAAGUGUGUCAACGAGGGAAGUGUAUCCGAAGGCGUAAAUCAACUGAUCUGCAAUCAUGUGCUCCGCGAAGACACCGCGCAUCCUCUCGAUCCAGAGCCACGUAGUAUCAGGAUACGUCGGCAACAAGAGCGCUACUUUUCCGUUGCAGCUAUUAGGCUUUGAGGUUGAUGCGAUUAACUCUGUACAAUUGUCCAAUCAUACUGGUUAUAAAGUAUUUAAAGGCCAAGUACUCAAUGAUAAAGAUUUAGAGGACCUAGUUGAUGGCCUAGCGCAAAAUGACUUGGACAAUUAUACGCACUUACUUACUGGAUACAUCGGUUCGGCUUCCUUCCUGAAAAGAGUGGCGUCACUAGUCACGAUUCUAAAAACCAAAAAUCCAAAUAUUACAUACGUUUGCGAUCCUGUUAUGGGCGACAAUGGCAAGAUGUAUGUCCCAGAAGCAUUGAAAGAAAUUUACAAACAGGAGGUAGUGCCAUUGGCGGAUGUAGUAACUCCAAACCAGUUUGAAUUAGAAUUACUUACAGAUGAAAAAGUCACUAAUAUGAACGAACUGCAAAAUGCGAUUAAAAAGUUACAUCAGAAGGGACCAAAAACUGUAGCUGUAUCGUCAACUGAGCUCAGUGAUAAACUGACAGCAGUAGUGAGCACCGCGAAAGAUAACACGUUGAUGAAAGUAGACAUUCCUAAAAUACCAGCAACUUUCACGGGUUCCGGAGAUCUCUUUGCCGCACUAUUUCUUGCUCAUGUAUACUUGCAAAGUGACAUGAAAGCCACCAUGGAAAAAACUAUAAAUUCUCUGUAUAGCGUGCUGCUUAAUACGUAUGAAUAUUCUAAAGUGUAUACGGAUACCGAAGCACAACGGGCUAGAAAAAUUGAAUUACGACUCGUACAAAGUAAAAACAGUAUUGAAAAUCCAGAAAUUCGUUUGCUUGCGGAAUCUUUAUAAUAUACAUGAAGUAUGUUGUGGGGAGUUAAGAGUAGUAGUUAAGAGAAAUGCUUAAGUGUUGCUUACUAAAAGAAAAAUAUAUAUUUUUUAAUUUUCUUGAAUAUACGUACAGUUACAUAAAACUAUAUAUGCAUGUAUAGUUUAUGUAAAGUUAUCUUAGUAAUUAAACACUUGUUAAGAUAUGUGUGACGCGUGGCAUGGUAUAGGAGCGAAAACUCGCAAUCAGCGGGUUUCAGGUUCGGUUCCAAUUUACGCAUGUCUCAGUUUAUAGGAGCUUAAUUAAAGAGUUGAGAGUUGUGAACGAAAGAGAUUAAAUGGUAAAUAGUUUUGAGAAUCCAUUUACUUACUGUAUAACUAUAUAAGUACUUGUUAAAUAGCAUUUACAAUAAUGUGGAGGUUUUUCCAAAGAUCAAACCCCAAAGACCAACGUGUAUGUCUUCCAAAAUGUAUAAAACUAGUUUAUUUAUAUAUAUAACCUGACUAACUUGCAAUAGGUUCAUGGCAAAUAUUGUUUCUACUCUGUAUUUAAAUAAAUCUGAAAUCUCUUGAA
Messenger RNA from Temnothorax curvispinosus, 1687 nucleotides. It is a transcript of the gene Pdxk, whose product is annotated as pyridoxal kinase. Gene Ontology annotation, cellular component: cytosol. Gene Ontology annotation, molecular function: pyridoxal kinase activity. Bases 247 to 1137 code for a protein of 296 amino acids. Gene Ontology annotation, biological process: pyridoxal 5'-phosphate salvage. NCBI's taxonomy places the organism in Eukaryota, Metazoa, Arthropoda, Insecta, Hymenoptera, Formicidae. The record is from RefSeq and is a predicted model, not a curated record. The transcript has 7 exons.